This is a messenger RNA of Nomascus leucogenys (northern white-cheeked gibbon), 1211 nucleotides long. RefSeq names its product chemokine like factor (gene CKLF). The record is from RefSeq and is a predicted model, not a curated record. NCBI's taxonomy places the organism in Eukaryota, Metazoa, Chordata, Mammalia, Primates, Hylobatidae. Gene Ontology annotation, cellular component: membrane.
UGUGAUGCCCUGUGGGCUUGGAUAGGACCUGAGGCUGCACACAUUCUGCACCAACUACGUGCCAGAACCUGGGCCCUGCAGGGAGAGAAGCAGACCAGUCCCUGCUUUUGUGGAAUUUGUAUUUUUAUUAUAUAUAUCAGCUAGCAAUAAACGCUGAGAAGUGAUGGUGGCUGCUCUAGACGGGAUGACCAAGAGAGAUCCCCUUUAAGGAGGUGAUAUUCACAAUGCCCAAGGUGUUGGGAGAUGGGGCCGCCAUUUCUACACCUCCCUCCCUCUCCUCUGCUCCCAACUCUGGGAGGACUUCCCGACAGGAAGACUUCUCAGGAGAGCUGGAGUGCUGCCGUCAUUAACGCCAGGCCAGAACACGGCGGGCUAACAGAUCGCUGGCCGGCGUGCCCACCUCUAGGUCUGCUAAUAUGUACCCAGCUCUAGGUCCGCUAAUGCGCUACGCGAUAACUGAAAGAGAGGACAAGCCAGAACGGACGGCCGAAAGAUCCCGUGGGGGCGCAUGCGCGAGAGCGACCGCGGCGCCGUGCGCAUGCGCGCAAGAGAGCGGGAAGCCGAGCUGGGAGAGAAGUCGAGGAGGGCGGUGCUCCGCCGCGGUGGCGGUUGCUGUCGCUUCGCAGAACCUACUCGGGCAGCCUGCUGAGAAGAGUUGAAGGGAAGUGCGGCUGCUGGGUCUGCAGACGCGAUGGAUAACGUGCAGCCGAAAAUAAAACAUCGCCCCUUCUGCUUCAGUGUGAAAGGCCACGUGAAGAUGCUGCGGCUGGCACUAACUGUGACAUCUAUGACCUUUUUUAUCAUCGCACAAGCCCCUGAACCAUAUAUUGUUAUCACUGGAUUUGAAGUCACCGUUAUCUUAUUUUUCAUACUUUUAUAUAUACUCAGACUUGAUCGAUUAAUGAAGUGGUUAUUUUGGCCUUUGCUUGAUAUUAUCAACUCACUGGUAACAACAGUAUUCAUGCUCAUCGUAUCUGUGUUGGCACUGAUACCAGAAACCACAACAUUGACAGUUGGUGGAGGGGUGUUUGCACUUGUGACAGCAGUAUGCUGUCUUGCCGACGGGGCCCUUAUUUACCGGAAGCUUCUAUUCAAUCCCAGCGGUCCUUACCAGAAAAAGCCUGUGCAUGAAAAAAAAGAAGUUUUGUAAUUUUAUAUUACUUUUUAGUUUGAUACUAAGUAUUAAACAUAUUUCUGUAUUCUUCCACAUA